CCCUCAACUAUAAGAGACUACCGCCCGAAAAACUACAACCAUCAACUACAAUCAUCAAACACAACAACAAUGCCAUCAAAAGCCAUCCCGACAACUUCUGAAAGUCGCGGUGAGACUAGACUUAGCUCUCAGUAUGCUAGUCGAUACCCGUCUUAUGAUAUCGCUAAUUUUGGAAGCUCUUUCACUCAUCAACACAGAUCUCAUCUCCUCCGUCUCCCCGCUGAGCUCCGUAACAUCAUAUACGCUUACACCUUUGGCGGCAACACCUGGUCGAUCAACAUGAGCGGCGGCCAGACACCGCGCGCUGACAACGCCGUGAAGCACGCUUUGGCACUCUUGCGAGUCAAUCAGCAGAUCUACGCCGAGUCCCACCUCUUCCCCUACCUCUGCAAUACCUUCGCAGGUCGUCACAACGGCCACUUGCGGGAGUGGAUCCAAUCCUUGUGCGCCAUGCACCGCGAGUCAAUCACCUGCAUCCAGCACAGCCACCGCGGCUACCUCAUCAAGGGCGCAAACGGUGUAGACGUGAGCCCCAUCUUCUAG
Boeremia exigua is the source of this 543-nucleotide messenger RNA. RefSeq lists its product as uncharacterized. The record is from RefSeq and is a predicted model, not a curated record. Lineage: Eukaryota; Fungi; Ascomycota; Dothideomycetes; Pleosporales; Didymellaceae. The transcript has a single exon. The coding region runs from base 70 to 543 and encodes 157 amino acids.